Messenger RNA from Capronia coronata CBS 617.96, 882 nucleotides. RefSeq lists its product as uncharacterized. Bases 1 to 882 code for a protein of 293 amino acids. Lineage: Eukaryota; Fungi; Ascomycota; Eurotiomycetes; Chaetothyriales; Herpotrichiellaceae. Gene Ontology annotation, molecular function: ATP binding; kinase activity. Gene Ontology annotation, cellular component: cytoplasm. The record is from RefSeq and is a predicted model, not a curated record. The transcript has 2 exons.
AUGGAGUCCCACGUCCAGCGUCUGGUAGACCAGACUUGGGAGAAGUUUUCGAAAUGCGAUCUCUCACAACGGCUGAUGAUCGCCAUCGCCGGCAUCCCCGGUAGCGGAAAGACGACUCUGGCGGCGACCGUCGCGCACGGGCUGAACAAAAAGCACCAUGAGACGAUGCACACACAGUUCCCCAACCGACCUGUCGCGCCGGACCCGUCGCAGCCGGACAUUGCGUUCGUGGUCCCGCUCGACGGCUACCACCUGACGCGCAAGCAGCUGGCCGAGAUGCCCAACGCGGAGGAAGCGAUUUACCGACGCGGGGCGGCAUUCACGUUCGACGCGCAGAGCUAUCUGGAGCUGGUGACGCAGGUGCGCAAGCCGCUCACGCCCGAGACGCGGACCAUCUACGCGCCCAGCUUCGACCACGCCAUCAAGGAUCCCGUGUUGAACGACAUUGCCAUCCCGCCCACGGCGCGCAUCCUGCUGUUCGAGGGGCUGUACACGGCUCUGGACGCUGACGGGUGGCGCGACGCCCACGCUCUCAUGGACCAGACGUGGUUUGUCGACGUGGACAUCGAGACGGCCUCGCAGCGGGUGGCCAAGCGCAACUUCGCCGCCGGGAUCACCCAAACGUUCGACGAGUCGCUGGCCAGGACGAGGGAGAGCGAUAUGCGCAAUGCCCGUGAUAUCCUGGAUCAUCGGUUGCCCGUGCAGGAGGUGGUGCCGAGCAUAGACGACGACAGCUGGCGCAGUGACGAGGUCUCGCGGCUGGAAGACGAAUUGGAGGCCGACCAGGAAGGUGAAGAUGUGCGGGAGAGCAAUCUCAGGCAGGCGAGGAUGUUGCGCAUGGACAGUAUUGCCGCUCUGGCUGCAGAUGGGGUGGGCAUGUGA